Phascolarctos cinereus (koala) is the source of this 1745-nucleotide messenger RNA. RefSeq names its product BEN domain containing 6 (gene BEND6). Gene Ontology annotation, cellular component: nucleus. Gene Ontology annotation, molecular function: DNA binding; transcription corepressor activity. NCBI's taxonomy places the organism in Eukaryota, Metazoa, Chordata, Mammalia, Diprotodontia, Phascolarctidae. The record is from RefSeq and is a predicted model, not a curated record. Gene Ontology annotation, biological process: positive regulation of neuron differentiation; negative regulation of Notch signaling pathway.
UUUGACUUGGCAUGCUGGCUGAUGACAUCACAGGUUGUGGAUGCUGCAGAAGGGGAGAGCGAACAUGGCUGCUUCAAGUGAGGUACACUGAGUCCUGAACAGCGGACGACUGCGAAAGGCUUUCGGGAGCCCCGCUGGGGCUGCCAGCGGCCGGAGGGCUUGGGCUUUUCCGCAAGCCCCUCGGGCAGGAAGGAUCCGACCCUGGUGAAGCGGAUGAGACAGUGGCAGGGAGGGGGACAAGGGACUAGAGAUUGGACCCUUCCCCCUCCAGCACUGGGACGAGGCACCUAGGACUUAUUCUCCUGAAAGUUCCAGCCCUGAUGGAGGUAGAUUUAUUCACAACUCUCUGACAAAAGAAAUUUACGAAGAUGAAAAAGUUUACACUCUUUGAUUUCACAAAUGACAACUCCCUACGUGAAGGAGAGACUUCAUGGAUACAGGACCUUCCCAGUGAUGACAGAGAAGUUGCAAGUCUACUAAAAGCAAAUGAAAAUGUGUUAGUAAGUUGGCCAGCAGAAGAGAAAAAGACAGAGAAACAGUUAGCAAAAGUAAUUUGCAUGAGUGAUGAUCCUCAAGAGUUGGUUCAGAUUAUUCAGAAGAUCUUAGAAGGAAAUGAAAAGACAGAAAUACAAGGGCUUCAAAAAGGAAAAAGAAAACAAAUUGAAACACUAAGCUCAAAGAAUGAAGAGAGGGAAAUUGAUCAAGAACAGAGAGAACUUUCUUCUGGAACUGCCUUUCUGCCCACUGAAAGCAGCAGUGAUGAUGAAGAGUCUUAUCCAAAAGUGGAAUUGUGUGCCAAAAUAAAAAAUCUGAAACAGAAACUCUCUGACACCAUGAUAGAAAACUGCCGCCUUUGGCAGUCACUAGUCACACUUCAAGUGUUACCUCAAGCAGUUACCCACUUUGAAGAGCUGGUGAGCAUGGCAGAAGCACUGCUUAAAAGGGGAAGAACCUCUUCUGCAUCCAGUCUUCAUUCCCAAGGCUGGAAGUCUACAGGAAAUUCUGUACCAGAUUCUUAUUCUACAGUGGGUAAUAAUUCCAGUUCAUCUCCCUCCUCGAAGGUGGAGGAAGAAGAGCAUACCAUUGACAAAGAGUUCAAGAUUGAAAAAUGGCAGAUUGCCCUUUGCAACAAGAGCAAGCCUCAGAAAUUUAUAAAUGAUAUAAUGCAAGUACUUUAUACCAAUGAAUAUAUGGCAACACAUAGCUUAACAGGGGCAAAAUCCUCUUCUUCAAAGGAGAAAGCAGCAAAGCCAGCUAUGAAUCAAAAUGAAGUCCAGGAAAUCAUAGGGGUCACAAAAUAGUUAUUUCCUAACACAGAUGAUGCUUUAAUUAGGAGAAUGAUGGGUCAAAAGUUAAAUAACUGUACUAAGAGGCCAAUUUUAAGCCAAGAUCUUAAUCCCCAUGUUUUUAGGAAGCAUACCUUUUGGUAAGUAUUCUAAAUCUAUGGCAUUAUCCUGUCCUACCUAGCCAUAUCUGGGAAUAGAACCAGAUAGGCAAGGAAUCUGAAUACUCUUCUGGACAGAAUUUUCUUUGGGGUACAUAGAGGAAUGGAAAAGGAAGGGAGUCAGGGAGAAGGAGCCUCAAGACAAUACCCGAGGAACAGAGGCAAAAGGAGAAUGAGUCAGAACAGCCAAAAAUCAGCUAAGGAUUCUGGAAUAGUAAUGGAGACUAACUUCUUCAAUGGGAGGGGCAGUUCAACCACAAAGCAGCAAACAAACCUCAGAGAAGACCUUAGAUUAAAUCAG